Molecule: messenger RNA, 4031 nt
Organism: Paramacrobiotus metropolitanus
Lineage: Eukaryota; Metazoa; Tardigrada; Eutardigrada; Parachela; Macrobiotidae
Product: atrial natriuretic peptide receptor 2-like
Exons: 23
Coding region: 157-3396 (1079 amino acids)
Biological process (GO): intracellular signal transduction; protein phosphorylation; receptor guanylyl cyclase signaling pathway
Molecular function (GO): guanylate cyclase activity; protein kinase activity; ATP binding
Source: RefSeq, a predicted model, not a curated record
GCAAGUUUAAAUUACGCACUCCCAGUGCCGGUAGUUACGAUGUACCAGUACAAUACCAUGAGAGUAAUACUACAGUUUUGCUCACAAUACCACACUACUGACAAUUCUGCCGAAACAAGCCUGUGACGUUGUGAUGUGAACAUCCAGCUCAAUACGAUGUCGGCAGGUGAUGUAGUGAGCAGUUGCACAUCACUCUUGGUGGUGCUGCUAGUUGGUCUGCUAGUUGGUCUCCUACAGUGGACUCACUGCCGGGACGUAGAUGUUGUCCCCAUACAGGUGGUCAGCGUGAUUAUUGGCGAUAAUCCUGUGUAUGGCUACGCUAUCUCCCGCGCAGCGCAUGAGACGGCUGUAGAGGAUGUCCGCGGUGAUUAUCCUCGAGUUUUCGCCAACUUUUCCUGGAUUUACUUCAAUCAUACCGGAAACUAUUCAUGUGUGGAAGCAUCAGAAGAAAUUAUUGUGAAAAUCAGCGAAGUGUAUAAUGAGAGCGUACAAUUCCCACCUAGUGGUCCUCGCAUACUUAUGGCUCCAGGAUGCAGUUUGGAGAUCCUCUCUCUGGGAGAUUUUGCUCGUGAAAUCGGUUACCCAUUACUAGCAAGUACAGCGACGGAUCAGAUGUUGUCGGAUAAGAUGCGAUUCCCCACUGUUGCUGUGUUCGGCUCCGCCGGUUACUCUGCCAUCUCCCAGGCACUACAUAAAUUCUUCCAGCAAACAACUUGGAAGAGUGCCAGUGCAAUUUGUGAUACCAAUCCCGUGGGAGAGGCCACCGUAUCCGUUGUCCUCCUGUGUAAAAUUAUUGCGGAAUAUUUCGGCCAGUUUCGUUCCCAGGUUGACCUGGAAGUAAUCUAUACUGAUUCCAGUGCUAAUAAGGCCGGCACUAAAGAAAUGGAGGUGGCAAAAGAGCACAGUACAGUGAUUCUGCUUAUCUGUUUGAGUGACUUUCGCAACAAGCUCUUGGCUGUGGCGGUUGACCAGGGUCUAGCGGAUGGAAACCAUGUAUUCAUUACACCGAGACUAAUCUUUGGAGAUGCAGUUACUGCUGACUGGGUGGACUCCAAUCCGAUUAUUAAUCAGAGACUACCCCAAGUGCUUCCAUACACAUUUGAAAUUUCGAUUAUUCCCCCGAAUGGCUCCGAACUUCACAACAAGUGGAAAUCCAUUGUGUCGAGAGCUUUAAUGGAAUUCGGACAGUCGAUUCCUUUGGCUCUGGAGGAUACUGGAAUGCCGAUGACGGCCUAUGAAACAACUUUAAUUUUGAUGCAGGUCCUUCAUGAACAAUACGAUCGUCUGAAUGACCUUCGAGGCGAAAAGUUUUCUCGGUUGUUUUUCGACCGAACCUUUCGAGUUCCCGGCGAAGACGUGAGGAUGUCUCACAAUGGCAUGCGAAUGCGUGAUAUCCUGCUCCAGCAUUAUAACGUUCGAAAACAUCGUUUCCAGGUGCUUUUGAUUUACAAUGCUAGCACCGGAAAUUUUACCAGCGACUUAAAUACAACAAGGAUCGAGUGGAAUGGGAAGAGUUUCCCCAGUACCAGCGCUCCCAGAAGGAACACUGAUGGUUCCAUCCAUAGCGAAGGGAGCUAUAUGUAUCUUUUCAUAAUCGUCAUAAUGCCAGUAUUUGGAUGGAUAACCGCUCGCAAAACAUAUAAGUAUAUUAGACGAAAGAAUGCACGCGAAGGUUUAAAAUGGCUUCUGGACUACAAAGAUUUUUUUAACUGGAGACCGGUGCCGGAUUCCCGCAUUGCCGGUCAGUUGGUGUCGGUUAAGACGGCCGGCGGGCUCAACUGGGCAUCCGAAGAGGCCACAUACCAUGGUGCCACCAUCAGAGUACUGCAUUUAUCGCUAAAUAAUUAUGGUUUGUGGGAGCUGGUACGGGACCAAGAUUUUCGAGCCCGCAUCACUUUAAUGAGCAGUUUGGAUCAUCCCAAUGUAGCAAAAUUUUACGGAAUUGUUCUACCAUCGCCAUACGACCACGGACACGUGUUAGUGGUUUCUGGAACGGGUGAAAAAGGUGUUCUUCGGCAUUUUAUCGAUCAGGAUGACUUGAAUUUCAACUGGGAACUCCGUUUUUCGCUUAUGUGGGAUCUCAUAAAUGGCUUAGUGUAUGUCCAUAAAAUGCCCAUUCGAUAUCAUGGAGGUCUGAAUUUCUUCAAUCUGGUGUUGGAUCAGCACUUCACCCUGCAAAUCGCCCGAACUGGAUUAGUCCAGCUUUUACGUUAUUUAAGUCGAUUCAAUGGUUUGGCGACAUAUCGCAACAGUAUUCCAGUCGUCUGUUGGUUGUGGAUGGCACCGGAAGUGCUACGAGAAGAAUGGCAACCCGGUCAACCGACAAGUUGUCGGGCGGAUGUUUAUAGCCUUGGGGUCAUUCUGUACGAAAUGGCUACAAGGAAUCCUCCGUUCUGCGCUGACGUAUCGGAUCCCAUGAAAAUAGAAGAGCUUGUAACUGCAUUGAAUGAUGGAACAAUCGACGUGUCAAAGUAUCCGAUUCCCGACGUUGAUCCCCGACUGGCCGCUACCAUUCGUCAAUGUUGGUCACACGACCCUGCCCAGCGACCGACACUUGACGACAUCACUCAUGUGCUGAAAGCCGUGUAUCCACGGUCAUCUGCUUCCUUUACUGACCACUUAAUUAAGAGACUGCAGCAGUAUAAUGUGGAGUUGGAGAGUUUAGUGGAUUCCAGAACCAGGGCGUUGAAAGAAGAAAUGGAUAAAGUGGAGAGUUUACUGUGCAACGUCUUGCCCGCAUCCGUUGCUCAUCAGCUGCGAAACAAGGAAACGGUUCAGCCGGAAUUUUUCGAAUCGGUUUCGGUGUUAUUUAGCGAUAUUCCAGCCUUUCGCAAGAUUGUCACGCUGGUAUCACCCUUCGACAUUGUUUUGUUGCUGCACGGGGUGUAUUCGGCCAUCGAUGGACUGAUUGCUAAUUACGAUGCAUACAAAGUGGAAACCAUCUCUGAUUCAUACAUGGUCGCCAGCGGUCUUCCGGUGCGGAAUGGUUAUGUUCACGCCAGCGAGGUUGCUGACCUGGCUUUAUCUAUGGUCCGGGCGACGGAUUCCCUUCGGACCGAGACAGAAAAUAUCUGCACAGUGCCGCUGAAAUUACGGAUCGGGAUCAAUUCCGGGUCGUGUGUGGGAAUGGUUAUCGGGAAAAAACUGCCACAUUACUGCUUGGUCGGUGACACUGUUAAUACUGCCAGUAGGAUGGAGACAAACGGAGAAGAAUCGAAAAUACACAUAACGGAAGCUACAAAAUGCUUGAUCAUGCUAAAUGGAAAGUUCAGAAUUGAAUGCCGAGGAUUGAUACCCAUUAAGGGAAAGGGAGAGGUCACAACCUACUGGUUGGUGGGUAGGACGAAGGAGAGAGGAUAUCCCGAUUUGCUCGAUAUGGUUCUUCAUGACAAAUGAAAAUAAUUAUGACUAGCAUGCACAUAAAAAUUUAUGAAAUGGAGAACUCUUAUAGCGAUUCGCAAACGGUACCCUACUCGGAUGUGUUGAACUGAGUACUUAAUAAUUUAGGCCGAAUUCUCGCUGACUUCUAACUAUCAGUUUUUCUAUUGUAAAAGUCUUAAGAUGAGCACAAAAUAGGAACCUCAAGUGGUUCCUAUACGUCUUAACCAUUGUGUCUACGGAGCCGACCAAAAGGUACCUUUUGAUAGCAAAGCACUGUUCAGGCCGUACAUUGCUAUCUACCAAUUAAGAGCUAGGUAAUUAACGUUAGCAUAGGUGUACUGCGUGAACGCAAUUUUGGGACCUAAUGCAAUUAGGCGGUUGUCCCCGGUUGAACUCAAAUCUCGCUAAGCAAUUAAGAUAGAUAGAUGUACGCCAGAACGGGCCCUUAUACAUAGUUAAUCAGUUACUUCUUUAGUUCUCCCGUUAUUACCCUCCUUUCACCACAACCCAGCUGCAGUAAUAAAUUUUAUUAACUUUUCAGUAUUCACAUACGUUCGUAUCAGGCCGUGUGGCUGUAUGACACAUUGUUGCAAUUCUGGGCGUUUAAUGGCACAAGUGUUUUCAUAUAAUUUUUUAUCAUUAUUAGAUAA